Messenger RNA from Tyto alba (common barn owl), 3039 nucleotides. RefSeq names its product CD81 molecule (gene CD81). Lineage: Eukaryota; Metazoa; Chordata; Aves; Strigiformes; Tytonidae. The transcript is spliced from 8 exons. Gene Ontology annotation, cellular component: membrane. The record is from RefSeq and is a predicted model, not a curated record. The coding region runs from base 90 to 803 and encodes 237 amino acids.
GGGCGGGGCGUGCUCUCUCCGCCCGCGCCGCCGCCGCCGCCGCCCGGCAGCUGAGAUCGAGCGGAGGAGCCGCCGCCGCCGCCGCCGCCAUGGGGGUGGAGGGCUGCACCAAGUGCAUCAAAUACCUCCUCUUCGUCUUCAACUUCAUCUUCUGGCUGGCCGGAGGCAUCAUCCUGGGAGUGGCCCUGUGGCUCCGGCAUGACUCGCAGACGACAAGUAUCCUCUACCUGCAGCUGGGGGACAAGCAGGCCCCCAACACCUUCUACGUCGGAAUCUACAUCCUGAUCGCAGUCGGAGCUGUCAUGAUGUUCGUGGGGUUCCUGGGAUGCUACGGCGCUAUUCAGGAGUCUCAGUGCCUUCUGGGGACGUUCUUCACUUGCUUGGUGAUCCUGUUUGCCUGUGAAGUUGCGGCUGGAAUUUGGGGAUUUGUCAACAAAGACCAAAUAGCCAAAGACGUGAAGCAGUUCUACGAUCAAGCGUUUCAACAAGCGCUCAUGGCAGAAUCGGAGACGAACAAUGGGAAGGCUGUAGUGAAGACCUUUCAUGAAACGCUGGACUGCUGUGGUCCUGAUAAUAUAAUAGGAGCUAUCACUCCCCUGUGGAGAGAUGACCUCUGCCCAAAGGACUCCUUCCUGAAAAACCUUGGUGAGCCCUCAAACUGCCACAAAAAAAUCGACGAGCUGUUCUCCGGGAAGCUGUACCUGAUCGGGAUCGCUGCCAUCGUGGUUGCUGUGAUCAUGAUCUUUGAAAUGAUCCUGAGCAUGGUGCUGUGCUGUGGCAUAAGGAACAGCUCCGUCUACUGAGCCGUGAGAGCCGGGGAGGGGAAGGGGGGAGCAGGGCGGACGGCACUCAAGGGGACCCCAAGUGCCACCAAGUGACCAGGAGACAUUUCAACAAAAGACAAGGAAAACUAUGUAUAUAAAUACUUCCGAUAUUACCAUACAGUACUUAUCAUUUUUAUUUUGAAGUACUUUUUUUUUUAAUAAAUAAAACUUUCCCGUAUCCUCGUGGCUGAGUUAGUUACACAUCAGUUUUGUGCGAUGGGGAAAGCUGCUGUAGCAGGAGCUCAAGUCCUUCCUCCCCCUUCCCCACGCCCGUAACUCAGAAAUAACGUUGGUGGAAGAUGUACAGAGGAGAAGGCUGCAGCCUGUUAUCAGAAAACUUUGCCUUGGUUUUUACUCUCUUUUUUCAACACUGACUUUUUUAAUAUACGUAAUCGGAUGCUGAAGCAGGGUUUAGUGGUUUUGUUCAUUUGUACUCACCUUUGCUUACCACCGCCCCAACUCCCUGGCGUCUCCAAGCUGUCCGUCGGGAAGCCUGGCUGACUGCCCGAAGCCUGGCUGCCAGGAGCGGUGGGGAGAGGAAACCGUGCGAUGUGUCCCCCGGGGAAUGCAGACACGUUGUUCCUCUCCCACCUCUUCGCAUCCCUCGGUCAAUCCUUAACAGAAGUCACACUCACGAUUUUUUUUUUUAGUCUCUGAAGAGUAGGGAUGUUUUUGGCUUUUUUGUCUUUGUGUUUUUGUUUUGUUUUUUUUUUUUCUUGGGACGGUAACUAUAAAUUCACUCAUUUCCACUGAUUGGUGACAUUAAAGGGUCAGUGGCUGGGGGUGAAUUUCGGUCCCAGUUUUUCAAAUAUAACAAACUGAAGAUUAAGUCACUCUCUUAACCUCCUUCAGUGUUUCUUUAUAGACGCAUGUUUUUGGGAGUCUAGUUCUGUACUAAGUUUCCACUGUUAAGCUAAUGCUUGCAUACAAAUGAUAUUGGAAAAAAGAAGAAAACUUUUUUUAAAAAAAAAAAGUCUUUAACCUUAGGAAUCCUGCAUUUAUAUAUUGCAGGGUGAUGCUUGGGGGUUCCCAGCCACAUGCAUACAUGUUUAAAAUGUCAUCUUUGCAUCGCUGUCUUGUUCAGUGACACUUUUCUGACUUACAGCGUAUUGUCGCACACUGUAACAUUGGUGGGAAAUUGUCAUAACCUGAUUUGGGAGAAAAAAAAAAAAAAAAAAAAAAGAAGUUUCCUUUUAAGACCUUCCAGUUACAUCAACAGCAGGAGAUCAGCUUAUCAAAGCAAGGGAAUUCAGGAUUUUAGAUCUGACCAACUGAAACACUUUCUUGUCACCUGGUAAGCUUUGAUUGCUAAUUCGAUGCGUGUGGCUUCUGUUGUAUGCCACUCCGUUACCAUGUAGGUGGAGGGGGGAGAGUGACCCAGGAGCUAUGUAAUAAAAUCAGAGUGUCUCUAAAAAGAUGAUCUAUAUGUAUAGUUCUAUAGAUAUAUAUUUUUAAGCAAAGCCUUUUCCUUAGCCGCACGGGCACUUGAGCUGGGAAUAACAGUCUCUCUCAGCUCUUUGCCACCUCGAAGCAGGUAAGGGGAGGAGUUGAAACUAGUGAUCACCUUCCCCACUUCAGGAAUAUUUCUGUUUCUUAAAAGUGUUUCACUCUCCCGCUUCGUUCCAACGAAGAGCUUCAGAUCAGAUAGGGAGGGAGGCCCGUGAUCAUUUUAAACUAGUACCUUCUCCACUGCACGGGGCUGCCGUGGCCUUUGCCACUACAGGAUGGGAAAUUCCUGCGCUGGGGCAAACUGAUCCGUUCGGAAGCUUUUCCCCCCUUCUGCUCCCCCCCCCUUCCUCUUCCUGCCUUUUAGUAUAUAGGGCCUUUAAAAAGUAUAUAGGUAAAUAUAUAUAUAUAUCUCAAGUUGUGCUGGGUAAGAGGAGGAAGAGCUUCAACAGAACUUCGGAUCGAGGGGUUGGACACGAAAAGAUUCAGCCUUAGAAACAGCCUUAAAGCAACACUGCCCUGAAUGUCCCCGCUGUGCACACUGAGAAUGGGACGAGGUUUUGCAGUAGGUAACCCCUUCCCCUGCUCCCCAGCGUAGCUCCUUCAGGUCAUCUACUCUGUUAUGUGGCUAUACGUAUAUGCAUCAGCCAAGCAUGUGUGUUUACAUAUAUGUGCAUCGGGAUUGUUAGCAUACAGAAUGGAUGUGUAACUUGCCGCCUUUUUUGUUGACUGUUGAUAAAUGUGUAUAAAUAUGCCAUUAAGCAUUUCA